CGAUUGUUCCUUAAGUAAACCUCACGUUGUCUGAUAUGUGAUCCACAUAUAAAUCAUUAUCUUAAUUCAUUCACGUACCUUUCCACAGCCUAGUAAACAAUAUGAAAGGAGUAAGCCUUCUAAUCAUAUGUGCAUUUGGACUGGUCGUCGUUAGUUCACAAGACUGGCACAAAAACUGGAGCAAUCUAUUAAGUAGUAUUGCAAAUAAACACAGUGGUAGUGGACAAGACGGAGGAGAAUGUGAUCAUGAAGACAGGAAAGAUCAUGCGAUCGCCCUGCUAAAUGAAUGGAUUACACAUAAGCAUUAUGACGCUGUUGAAAAACUCUACCAUGAUAUCUACCACAAAGAUUUGUCUGCAGCUAGAAGGAAAAGACAGUGGCACCAUUAUUCCAGUAAUUUUGACGAAGCUUUUAUCCAUAGCAACAGAGAUCCAGAUUAUCGUCAUGUUGAAGGUUAUAUCAUGAUAAACAUGAACCAAGCAUGCAGAGUGGAAUUAAUGAGAUGGAUCGAAAAUCUUGCACAUCAUCAUAAUCCUCAUGCAGCUACAACUGCAAAACCGACGCAUGCUCAUGUACACACUACUGCUAAACCGACGCAUGCUCAUGCAGCUACUACCGCAAAACCGACGCAUGCUCAUGCAGCUACUACCGCAAAACCAACACCUGUUCAUGUACCAACAACCAGAGCAUCAUUGACUCUCACUCCUUCAACACAAGCAACGAAAAUAACAGUCAAAACAACCUGUGAUGCUGUAACAUUCGUAACUGCUUUGGCACGUGGUACAAUAUUAACCAAUGCUAAAGCUGGUAUGUGUACAGAUGGUACACGCAGCCGCCCUGAGGCUUUAAUCAUGGAUUCAUGUAUGGCACCUGCCGUAGCUGAAUGGUCAGAGGGAGUUAAGGUAAUGGGAAAUUGUGAUAGAAUUCCUGACUAUACACCUAUUGCAACUUUCGAUUUUGGAACAUAUGUCGAAGAUGGAACUGACAUUGCCGGAAUAAUCACUGAGUGUACACCAAAUGGAUUCAAGAUUGCAAUGCAGUUAUGUGGACAUCCAGUAGAUGUUUAUGAAGUGACGUCAGGCCAUCCAAAUCCAAGACAGAAUGCUGACAAUUACCACGUUAUUAAUUGGUGAAAGUAAUAAAUAAAAAGGCUGUAAAUUAC
Mytilus trossulus (common blue mussel) is the source of this 1162-nucleotide messenger RNA. RefSeq lists its product as uncharacterized. Bases 102 to 1133 code for a protein of 343 amino acids. The transcript is spliced from 12 exons. NCBI's taxonomy places the organism in Eukaryota, Metazoa, Mollusca, Bivalvia, Mytilida, Mytilidae. The record is from RefSeq and is a predicted model, not a curated record.